GAGUAUAACCUUGCAGGAUUGCAAACAAUAGAAGUCUCUACACGUUUAAAAUAUAGGAUACAGUUUACCAAAUAAAAUCUGUCCCAUUUGUUAAACGUCAGAAGAUAAAAUCAGAAGGGCUUCAUCGUCACUUUAGUCCACUUCAUUGGCUCAGUGAAUCAGAUUCGGGCGGCAUGGCAGAUGGCUAACCCUUUCCUGUCCUGACGCACUGGAGGUGUCCUGCAUCAUUCGUCUGUUCAGUCGAAUCGUUCUGUAACCUGCAAACAUCUGAGAUCUUUCCAUGGAUAGAUCCACAGUAGCCGAACAGGUGGAGAAUGUGGAGCGUAACGUAUCUUUCUUGCAGCAGGAACACAGGAUCCUUCUAACCGGUCUAUGCCUUGAGAUACGCAGCUUGAAGAAAAGAUGCAAUGACCUGAGUUGUUAUCUGAGUGAAAGGUCACCUGUAAGAAGCCGAGAAGAUAUUGCGCUAGAGGAAGAGUUGCUGCAGGAACGAUUAUUGGAGACAGAGCAGCAUCUGGCUGAGCAAGAGAGUGCACUGGUGGAGCUGCGGGGAGAGCUACGGAAAAAGGGGGCUCUAGCGAGCGCACUUCAGGUUCGACUUAGAGAUGAGGAGCGGCGAUUCCUGGAGGAGCUGAAGCGGCGCAGUCAUAAGAUUAUGACACUGAGUCGUGACCUCCGCAAGCAGACUGAUGUGGCCGCUCAACUCUCCUUCCAACUGCAUUCUGCACAAUUUCGUCUCUACCACCAGACAGAGAACAAUGAAGAAGAGGAGGAAGAAGAGGAGGAUGAAGGAGGAGCCAUACAGGAAUCAGAUUGGACUGCAAGCUCCCCUUGGGCAUCUCCAGUAGCAGCGGAAAGCUCACGACAAAGCCGUGCUUCAGGAAGGAUGAGGCGAUCGGAGAAAGUGAGAGAAUGCAUUCCCCGUGAAAGGGUGCUUGGACCCGAGGAGCCUCGCCCCAUGCCUGACCCCGCUCUCUUCCUUUACCCUUUCCGACAUAGGCUCCUCCCUUUGCACAGGUCACUUGGAGGCCGCUGGCGGGAAGGUGGCCUUUCGGAGACUCAGAUAGGUAGAUUCAGGGACCGACCACUGAGAGAGGAUAUUGGAGCAGAAACUACAGAAUUAUAAGCUAAUGUCAAGGCUGGCUAUUUUGGAAGAUUUUGCUGACAAAUACUGAUCAGCCAAAUAUGUUGUUGAAUCCAUAAUGCUAUAUAAAGAAAAGUUUUCACUUGCCAUUGAGUAAUUAUUUGUGUCAAUAAAGUAAAUUAUUUUGAUCAUAUUCAACACUCUGAAUGACAAGGGAGGGUGUGUGAUGUAAACAGGUGUAUCAUUUAGUUCUUUUUUGUUUUCUCUUUCUCUGUCUGACUGUAAAACGCUUUAUUUUUAACCGAU
This is a messenger RNA of Xyrauchen texanus (razorback sucker), 1390 nucleotides long. RefSeq names its product coiled-coil domain-containing protein 92-like. The record is from RefSeq and is a predicted model, not a curated record. Bases 281 to 1126 code for a protein of 281 amino acids. The transcript has 5 exons. NCBI's taxonomy places the organism in Eukaryota, Metazoa, Chordata, Actinopteri, Cypriniformes, Catostomidae.